AUGAAUUUGGGUGGCGAUUUACUACCACAAUACCGACAGGAAACGCCAAAAACAUCACCACAUAUUAUUUUGCAUUAUUCUACGUUCAAAACAAUCUGGGAUUGGUCUAUUUUAGCACUCACUUUUUAUACUGCUUUUAUGGUACCCUAUAAUAUUGCCUUUAAGACACGGGAGCAUCCACCUCGUGGUUCCAUUGAUAUGGUAGCUCUUAUGGAUUCUAUUGUUGAUGUAAUAUUUUUUGCUGAUAUACUUUUGAACUUUCACACUACUUUUGUUGGUCCUGGCGGUGAAGUAGUAAUUGAACCAACUAUUAUUAGGUGCAAUUAUUUUAAGUCCUGGUUUCUCAUUGACCUCUUAUCUUGCCUUCCAUAUGAUAUAUUUUAUAUGUUCAAACACGAUGAUGAGAGGGUAGGAUCGUUAUUAAGUGCGCUGAAAGUUGUACGUCUACUUCGACUAGGACGUGUUGCACGUAAAUUGGAUAACUACUUAGAAUAUGGAGCAGCUACGUUACUUUUACUUUUGUGUGCUUACGUGCUUGUUGCUCAUUGGUUGGCUUGCGUAUGGUUUUCCAUCGGUGAAUAUGAAGUCAAAAUAAGAUUUUUAACACCAACAAUGCCGGAGGGAUGGCUGACAAAACUAUCAAAAGAGCUAAACUUGCCAUUUAAUUAUACAUUCAAAAACAGAAUAAGAUUAGUUGGUGGACCUCAACGAAGUUCAGCGUAUAUUAGUGCAUUAUACUUUACCAUGUCAUGUUUAUCAACAGUUGGAUUUGGCAAUAUUGCGUCCACUACUGAUAAUGAAAAAGUUUUCGGAGUAUGUAUGAUGAUUAUCUCUGCACUACUUUAUGCAGCCAUAUUUGGCCAUAUGACCACUAUUAUACAGCAAAUGACAUCUGCUACUAUUAGAUAUCAUGACAUGAUAGCAAAUGUACGAGAAUUCAUCAAACUACAAGAAGUACCUAAUGAACUUGCUGAACGAGUAAUGGAUUAUGUAGUAAGCACUUGGGCUAUGACUAAAGGGAUUGAUACUUUAAAGGUACUUGGAUACUGCCCUAAAGAUAUGAAGGCCGAUAUAUGUGUCCAUCUGAAUCGAAAAGUAUUCAACGAACAUGCAUGCUUCCGUCUUGCAUCAGAUGGUUGUCUUCGACAAAUUGCAAUACAUUUAGAAAGUAAUCAUGCUGCUCCUGGAGACCUGAUAUACCAUACGGGUGAAUCUGUUGAUGCACUGUGGUUUGUUGUGUCGGGAUCACUCGAAGUGAUUCAAGAUGAAGAAGUUGUUGCCAUUUUAGGCAAAGGUGAUGUAUUUGGAGAUGAAUUUUGGAAGCAGUUAGGAACAGGUCAAAGUGCAGCAAAUGUUCGAGCACUUACUUAUACGGAUUUACAUUCUAUAAAAAAAGAUAAACUUAUGGAGGUGCUUGACUUCUACAAAGCUUUCGCGAAUUCUUUUGCUCGAAAUUUAGUACUGACCUAUAACCUUACUCAUCGGCUAAAAUUUCGUAAAGUUGUUGACGUGAAAAGAGAAAAAGAAUUAAAUGAACGCCGUAAAAACGAAAAAUUAACAGUACCAGCAGAGCAUCCUGUUCGGAAAUUGUUAUUCAGAAUGCGAGAAAGACACGGUACACGUAUAUUUCCGUCACAGAUCUUUGCUGACCUCAAACAGGUUAAUUACAAGCAACAACAAUUUAAAACAGGUCGAUCUUCAGGAUCUAAAAUAUCUACCGUUUCCGCCGAAAAUUUACCAAAAGAACGUCAGAGUUUUGAUUACGCUCAUCAUACUGAUCAAAUUGAUUUAUCAGCUUUACCACCAGUGCUAAAGAUCUGUUUUGAUCGAAUCGAAGAGAAAAUGAAGGUAGUUGAUCAAGUUUCGCAUAAAUUGGAUCAUCUCAAAAAACUUGUAUUCGGCUUAUACAAUUCUAACUCAAUGGAAACAUCUCCAACUUUAACAGUUGAUUCGAUGAAUCGAGUGAUGGGUGCACCAUUUAUGGGUCAUAGUUCAUCAUGGGGUUCUGAAACAACUAGUAAAUUACCAGUUUACAUUCCACCAUUACAAAAUUUGAGUACAGACUUGGGUAGCUCUGAAGUUAAAAUGUCAAGACCAGACUUCAUGCCAUCAAUUUAUGUUGAAGAUGAAACAGAAGAGGAUAACAGCGGUUCAUUUGGGAAGGACAGUCCACCAAAAUUAAGACGAAUUUGA
This is a messenger RNA of Thelazia callipaeda (thelaziosis nematode), 2193 nucleotides long. The record is from the annotation of a GenBank genome assembly. Lineage: Eukaryota; Metazoa; Nematoda; Chromadorea; Rhabditida; Thelaziidae.